AUGACAAAUCCUUUACAAUCCCAGCGUCAAAUCAUCACUCAAAUCACGAAUGGUCUUGCGGAUCUAGACCCCGCGGAUAGAAAUGACCCCGCGCGCCUCGCUCUGCGCCGCAAGCUGCUCCUUACGCUCCACGUAUUGUUUCCGACGCAAUUGCUACCAGCGCUCGAUCUUCUAGACCGCGGCCUCUUGACGAAGAUUUCUCUGCGACGUGAUGAUGCCGAAAAGACGAAAAUGAUCUCUCCGCAGGCGUACAUCGUCAAGUCGGCCGUCGUGAAGCCGCGAUACGCAAAGAGUACCAAUACGCAGUCCCAGACAACAUAUCUCGUGCAGCUGCACGCGUGGAAUUGCUCCUGCGCUGGCUUUGCCUACGAGGCGUAUGGUAUGGACGCAGAGACGGCUCUGGAAACGGACCGAGUUGCUGCGGCGGAUGCAGAGGCAGUGUUUGGCGGCGUCUCAUCAGUGAGCAUAGCAUCUUCUGGAGAGAUACUGCCAUGCUGCAAGCAUCUCUUGGCUUGCUUGCUAGCUGAAAAGUGGCAGAAAGUGUUGGUGAACAAUGUUGAGGAGCGAACCUGUGCUAGAGAAGAAUACGCUACGUUUAUAGCAUGUAUAUAG
This is a messenger RNA of [Torrubiella] hemipterigena, 612 nucleotides long. Lineage: Eukaryota; Fungi; Ascomycota; Sordariomycetes; Hypocreales; Clavicipitaceae. The record is from the annotation of a GenBank genome assembly.